AUGACUUUCGUAAAAAUUACCGAACAGGCGUCGCUGCACGACAACCUGGAACAAAAAUCCGUCCGCGAGCUGCUGGAAGAGAUCAACGAAGAAGACCGGAAAGUCCCGGAAGCGGUCGGCAAGGCGAUCCGCAGAUCGAAAAACUGCCGGCACGAGCGGCCGGCUCGGCGUGCUGGACGCCUCGGAGAUCCCGCCGACCUUCGGGAUGCCGCCGACGCUGGUCGUCGGCCUGAUCGCCGGCGGCGACACGGCGUUGCGGAAUCCGGUGGAACACGCCGAAGACGAUCCGCAGCGGGGCUGGCAAGAACUGCUGGAACGGAAUAUCUCGCCGCUCGACACGGUGAUCGGCAUCGCGGCAUCGGGCACGACCCCCAACCCGGACUCCCCGCUGGCCGCCGAAGCCGAUAUUCCGAUCGAAAUGAUCGUCGGGCCGGAACUGGUCACCGGCAGUUCGCGGAUGAAAUCGGGAACCGGGCAGAAGCUGAUCUGCAACAUGAUUACGACCGCCACGAUGAUCAAGCUGGGCCGCGUCAAGGCAACCGGAUGGUCAACAUGCAACUGACCAACGACAAACUGGUAGACCGCGGAACGCGGAUGGUCGCCGACGAACUGGGGCUCGGUUACGAACAGGCCAAACGCCUGCUGCUGCUGCACGGAUCGGCCCGCAAAGCGAUCGACGCCUACCGCGAAUCGCAAAGCUGA
Molecule: messenger RNA, 702 nt
Organism: Mycena citricolor
Lineage: Eukaryota; Fungi; Basidiomycota; Agaricomycetes; Agaricales; Mycenaceae
Source: the annotation of a GenBank genome assembly